AUGGCUGAAGGUGAUUUAGAAGCCCCAACAGCCCUAAGGCCCCAGAACCCGAGAAAUUCAGGAGCCUCAGAGCUCCAGAUCCUCAGAGUCCCAAGAGCCCUAGAACCCCAAGUGCCCCAGAGCCCAAAAACCCCAGAGUCCCAGGAUCCCCAGUGCCCCACAGCCCCAAAACCUUUAGAGCCCGAAGGCCCCCAAAGCCCCAGAACCCCAGAAGCCACAAGGCCCCAGGGCUCCAAAGACCCAGGAGCCCUGCAGCCCAAGUGCCCCAGGAUCCCCAAGUCCAUAGAGCCCCAGAGCUUCAGAAGCCCCCAAACUUCAAAUCGAAAGUGCCCCAGGAGACCUAGUGUCCCAAGAACACCAGGAGCCCUAGAGCCCCAAGAGUCCCAAAGCCCAAGAUCACCAGAGUCCCCAGAGCUCUGGAGCCGCAGGACCCCCCCCAAAGCCAGAGCUCCAGAUCCCCAGAGCCCCAUGGGCCCUGGAGCCCCAAGAACUCCAGAAGCACCAGAGCCCUCAAGCCUCAGGAGCUCUGAGACCCAAGAGCCCCUGGUGCUCUAA
Tachyglossus aculeatus (Australian echidna) is the source of this 555-nucleotide messenger RNA. Its product is annotated as proline-rich protein 2-like. The transcript has a single exon. Lineage: Eukaryota; Metazoa; Chordata; Mammalia; Monotremata; Tachyglossidae. The coding region runs from base 1 to 555 and encodes 184 amino acids. The record is from RefSeq and is a predicted model, not a curated record.